Sesamum indicum (sesame) is the source of this 1326-nucleotide messenger RNA. Its product is annotated as zinc transporter 8-like. The record is from RefSeq and is a predicted model, not a curated record. Gene Ontology annotation, molecular function: zinc ion transmembrane transporter activity. Gene Ontology annotation, biological process: zinc ion transmembrane transport. Gene Ontology annotation, cellular component: plasma membrane. NCBI's taxonomy places the organism in Eukaryota, Viridiplantae, Streptophyta, Magnoliopsida, Lamiales, Pedaliaceae.
AUACCAUGCCCUGAUACACAUGACUCAAACCUGUCUUUUUUAUUAAGUCUCAAAUUCAGUCUACUUCGAUCAUCAAAUCCUGAAAUAAAACUGACCAAUCUUCUUAGAAAAUCAGUGGAAUCAGUCUUAAAUUAAUCAUUCGUUCUUCAGAAAGUAUUCCCAUGAAGAAUCUUUUGUUGGUCAGUCUGAUUCUCCUUCCGGCUUCCGUUCUCGGGGACUGUACCUGCGAGCCCGAAGACGAGGACCGGAACAAAGCCCUCGCGCUCAAGUACAAGCUGGCGGCCAUCGCCUCGAUCCUCGUGGCGAGCGCGAUAGGCGUGUGCCUUCCCGUCGCUGGAAAGAGGGUGCCGGCGUUGAGCCCUGAGAGGAGCUUUUUCUUCAUUGUGAAGGCAUUCGCUGCCGGAGUGAUUCUGUCGACGGGGUUCAUUCAUGUUCUGCCGGAUGCUUUCGAGAGCCUGACGUCGCCGUGCCUCAGCGAUCACCCUUGGGGGGAUUUCCCGUUCGCCGGAUUCAUAGCCAUGCUCUCUGCGGUGGGAACGCUCAUGGUUGAUACUUACGCAACGUCGUACUACCAGAGGCGGGCGGGGGCCAAGGCGGAGAUGGGCGGCGCCGACGAAGAAGAGGCGGUGGUUCCGUUUCAUACUCAUGCUACGCAUGGCCAUGCACAUGGGUCGUUAUCGCUGGAAUUGGAUUCCGGGGAAACUGAACUCCUUCGUCACCGUGUGAUUUCGCAGGUGUUGGAGUUGGGAAUCAUAGUCCACUCAGUGAUAAUUGGGAUUGCGUUGGGAGCUUCGGAGAGUCCUAAAACGAUAAGGCCUUUGAUUGCUGCUUUGACUUUCCAUCAGUUCUUUGAAGGGAUAGGUCUUGGAGGAUGCAUCACUCAGGCAAAGUUCAAUACACGGGCAGUAGCAAUAAUGGCACUUUUCUUUUCCAUCACGACGCCAAUGGGCAUCGCUGUGGGUAUUGGAAUAAGCAACAUCUACAGCGAGACGAGCCCGACGGCUUUGAUUGUGGAGGGGGUUUUCAACGCAGCGUCGGCAGGAAUACUAAUUUACAUGGCAUUGGUUGAUCUCCUUUCUGCUGACUUUAUGAGUCCCAAACUGCAGAGCAAUGGAAAGCUACAGUUAGGUGCAAAUGUCUCCCUCCUCAUUGGGGCUGGCUGCAUGUCUCUCUUGGCCAAGUGGGCAUAGUUCAUCUCUUGUUUAAUAAUAAAUUUUGUUUGCAUAUAUAUAGUUAUUUACGAUGUUUCGUGUAACGUGACACCCUGUAUUUAUUAACAAAAUAUCAUGUAUCGUUCUUAAUAAAUUAGUUUAUUAUCACCAAUCA